Moneuplotes crassus is the source of this 952-nucleotide messenger RNA. The record is from the annotation of a GenBank genome assembly. NCBI's taxonomy places the organism in Eukaryota, Ciliophora, Spirotrichea, Euplotida, Euplotidae.
AUGAGAAACAUCUUUUUUAAAUUAGUUAUUCUUUCUCUCAUCUUAAGCUUGGUCGCCUCAAAGCAUGAGACUCUCAGCAAGUUCAGGAAAGACCCUGACCUGAACAUGAACAAGCUCCAGAAGAAGGCUGAUAAGAAUCUUAGGAUGGCCUUGGUUAUGUUGAAAUCCGUCCGCCUGAUCAUGGAAGGGCUCCAAGGCUAUAGUCUUCCAAUCCAAGAAAUGCUUUCUUUCUCUAACUUGGUGAUCGAUAUUGUAUUGAAGGCUUUCAGACGUGAUAAUCUUAGUUUAAUAACCCCCUCACUCAUCAUGCAGAAAUUGUUCUAUGAAUUCAGAAAUUUUGCUAGGGAAGUUAUAACAGAGUCGGAUUACGGUUAUUAUACCCUUUUCUUCUUGUAUGCAAGAAAGGAAUUGGGAGCUAUUAGCAAGAUCAUUCAAACAAAGGGCUUCGAUGAAUUCACACAAAACUCAAAUUGCACUCGCAUGAGGAUUGCACAAUACUUUAUGCCUACCUUUGUGGGAAAUAAUACUUCUAAUUGAUCUCAAUUCGAUGACAUUAUCAUCAGUUUUUCUGAACAGCCGAUUGAUCCUGUCAUAAAUUUUACACCUUUGGUUAUGAAACUGGCCAUUCUCUUAAUUCUCUUAGUAUCAAUUUAUAUUGCCUUCAACCGACUCCGUAAAGAAUGGGAGACAUAUAAAUCCCAUAGAAAUUCACUCCACACACUGUCAAGUGCAGAGCUUAGCCUAAAGCCAACUAGGCUCCCAGAAGCGAAGAUGAUAUCUUUAAAUAUCCCAGAGAUUUUGGAAGAGUCUCAAGAAUCUUCGAGUUCCCCUUCAAUUCUCCAAUAAAAACCAGAAUUCUCUAUUCUUCCACUUCAGUCAAAGAUGAGGUCUGUCUUAGUUGCUCCUAGACAUCAGAAGAAAUGCUAAAACUGGUAUUUAAAUUUUAUUUCCC